CCGUGGUUUCGUCCGGUGCAACAGAAUAACUGGUCCCCCACUAUGUGCCUGAAAGGGUCUCCUUAGAGCGACAACAUGGCGAGUGUUCGCAUUGCGUCUAGGUUGCUCUCUAAGAGUAUUUUGUCCAAAACUAAAGCAGUCCCUGUUGCUGCAGUUUAUGGUUCAAGGAAUUUCCAUUUCUCCGCCUAUGGAAAGAAGAAAAAUGCCAAAGCGUCAGAUGAUAUCUCUACCCAGUACCCAGUUGUUGAUCAUGAGUUUGAUGCGGUGGUGGUAGGAGCUGGCGGUGCAGGACUGAGAGCAGCAUUUGGCCUCUCUGAGGCUGGCUUUAACACAGCAUGUGUCACAAAGCUCUUCCCCACCAGAUCUCACACUGUUGCUGCACAGGGAGGAAUAAAUGCAGCUCUGGGGAACAUGGAGCAGGAUGAUUGGAGAUGGCAUUUCUAUGACACAGUGAAGGGAUCCGACUGGCUCGGAGAUCAGGAUGCUAUUCAUUACAUGACGGAGCAGGCCCCUGCUGCUGUAGUGGAGCUGGAGAACUUUGGUAUGCCAUUCAGUCGUACUGAUGAUGGAAAGAUCUACCAAAGAGCCUUUGGAGGUCAGAGUCUCAAGUAUGGAAAAGGAGGCCAGGCUCAUCGCUGCUGCUGUGUCGCAGACAGGACAGGACACUCGUUACUUCAUACGCUUUAUGGACGAUCCCUUCGUUAUGACACCAGUUAUUUCGUGGAGUACUUUGCUUUGGACCUGCUGAUGGAAAAUGGAGAGUGUAAAGGAGUUAUUGCUCUCUGCAUGGAAGAUGGAUCUAUUCACCGCUUCAGAGCCCAGAACACUGUCAUUGCUACUGGGGGUUAUGGAAGAACCUUCUUCAGCUGCACCUCUGCUCACACUAGUACAGGAGAUGGGACUGCAAUGGUGACCAGAGCAGGCCUGCCCUGCCAGGAUUUGGAGUUUGUACAAUUUCAUCCCACAGGGAUCUAUGGAGCGGGGUGUUUGAUCACAGAGGGCUGCCGUGGUGAGGGAGGGAUUCUGAUCAACAGCGAAGGAGAGCGCUUCAUGGAGCGCUACGCACCUAACGCCAAAGACUUGGCCUCCAGAGAUGUUGUGUCCCGCUCCAUGACCAUAGAGAUAAGAGAGGGCAGGGGCGUCGGUCCAGAGAAGGACCACGUGUUCUUGCAGCUUCACCAUCUGCCCCCUCAGCAGCUGGCCAGUAGGCUGCCUGGUAUCUCUGAGACCGCCAUGAUCUUUGCUGGGGUCGAUGUCACUAAAGAGCCCAUCCCAGUCCUGCCCACUGUUCAUUACAACAUGGGUGGAAUACCCACAAACUACAAGGGGCAGGUGAUCACUCACGAAGGCGGCGAAGACAAAGUGGUUCCUGGACUCUAUGCCUGCGGUGAGUCCGCCUGUGCCAGCGUCCACGGCGCCAACAGGCUGGGCGCCAACUCCCUGCUGGAUCUGGUCGUUUUUGGAAGAGCCUGUGCGCUCACAAUCGCAGAGCAACACAAACCUGGAGAAAAACUGUCCCCUCUGAAGCCCAGUGCAGGAGAGGAGUCUGUGGCCAACCUGGACAGGCUGAGGUUUGCCAAUGGAAGCCUGAGAACCUCUGAGAUCAGGCUCAACAUGCAGAAGACCAUGCAGGCUCAUGCAGCAGUGUUCCGUACCGGCCCCGUUCUGAAGGAGGGAUGUGACAAGAUUGAUGCCAUUUACCAGACUCUGGAUGAUGUCAAGACCUUUGACAGAGGCAUUGUGUGGAACACUGACCUGGUGGAAACACUGGAGCUGCAGAAUCUAAUGCUAAACGCUGUCCAGACCAUCAAUGGUGCAGAGCAGAGGAAGGAGAGCAGAGGAGCCCACGCCAGAGAAGAUUUUAAGGAUCGUGUUGAUGAGUAUGACUACUCUAAGCCCCUGCAGGGUCAGGAGAAAAAACCCUUUGAUCAGCACUGGAGAAAACACACUCUGUCUUUUGUUGACCCCAAAACUGGAAAGGUGACCCUGAAGUACCGCCCAGUUAUUGAUAACUCCCUGGAUGAACAGGACUGUGCUCGUGUCCCUCCUGCCAUUCGUUCUUACUAAGAUCUCCGUUCCUCUACUUUCCCUCCUCCACAGCAACAUUUUUCAAAUAGUUCAGAAAACUAAUAUUUCUGUAAUAGUAAUGAUGAAACAAAUUUUGCUUUUGGUUGCACAAUUACAUGCAUUUAGAAUAGCUUGAGGAUACUUAUGGUUCAUUUCAUCCUUAAAUUCUUUUAAUUGUGACUCAUUGCAUUUGAAUCUGACUGAACAUAAAUACUGAAAGUCACGUCGUUGUAUGCAGUAACUACUACGUGUCAGUGGAUUUGCGGUUGGCUGUGUUUGUAUACAUGCGUGUGGAAGAGUAUGAGCUAAAUUUAGCACAUGCAGGAUGGGAGUGUACUAUGGGAAACACUAUUUCUGGGAGCUAACGUACGUCAAGGUUACCACAAAACAUUAAGCCAAGAAUAUUUGGCUCAUUUCCCCAAACCUUUGAGGAAAUGUGCUUGGUUGAAAUGAACCACAAAUAUCCUAAUAUGCAGAUUGUCUUGAAUCUAUUUGUGCCACCUUGUUUUUAUCUUCCAUGCGUGUGUUGCCUUGUUUUUAAUAUACUUGCAGUGUGGGUGUCAACAUGGUCGCAUGGGCUCACACGCUGUGUGAUCUGGUUGCUGUAUGUCAUAAGGCACUAGAAGUGGCAUAAUCCUGUGACAACGGGACAUUUUAGCAUCCAUAAGAUCUAAAAUGAUAGUAGAGCUCUUUGUUUCCUGUGCCACCUUUGAUUACGCUACAGUCUCCUCUCCUACGCUGUGCAGUGUAUUAGAUGCUUAUUUAAAUACAACUUUGGAAGAUGAAGGAAGGGAUUGUAAUUUCAAACACAUGUCACCAUCAAGAGUCGGAGCAAGUAAUAAAUCUGUAAAUAUUUCAAAUGUACAAUAAACAAUUGCAAGCUACCGUAAAUUGUAUCAACUUGUUAAAUGAUUAUGUUGUCUUUCUGCAGCUUCAGUUUCAGGUAGGGUUUAUAUUGUUUGAAUUUUUAAAGCAUCUAUCUCAUGUUCACUAUAUUUUCAGCUUAUUGGACCUACAGUAAUCAAGCUGAUGUCUAAUUAUCCAUGUUAAUUCAAUAAAGCAGCUUUACAAAUUA
This is a messenger RNA of Betta splendens (Siamese fighting fish), 3142 nucleotides long. It is a transcript of the gene sdha, whose product is annotated as succinate dehydrogenase complex, subunit A, flavoprotein (Fp). Gene Ontology annotation, molecular function: succinate dehydrogenase (quinone) activity; electron transfer activity; flavin adenine dinucleotide binding. Gene Ontology annotation, biological process: tricarboxylic acid cycle; mitochondrial electron transport, succinate to ubiquinone. Lineage: Eukaryota; Metazoa; Chordata; Actinopteri; Anabantiformes; Osphronemidae. Bases 76 to 2067 code for a protein of 663 amino acids. The record is from RefSeq and is a predicted model, not a curated record. The transcript has 15 exons.